This is a messenger RNA of Recurvomyces mirabilis, 1614 nucleotides long. RefSeq lists its product as uncharacterized. The coding region runs from base 1 to 1614 and encodes 537 amino acids. The record is from RefSeq and is a predicted model, not a curated record. Gene Ontology annotation, cellular component: membrane. Gene Ontology annotation, biological process: carbohydrate transport; transmembrane transport. The transcript has 3 exons. Gene Ontology annotation, molecular function: carbohydrate:proton symporter activity. Lineage: Eukaryota; Fungi; Ascomycota; Dothideomycetes; Mycosphaerellales; Teratosphaeriaceae.
AUGACUGGUUUCGGACGUGCCAAGGAGGACAGGCCCACACCGGCUGAGGUCUACAACCGGAGAGUCUAUGCCUCUGCCCUGAUCGUCUCGCUCGGCGUGAUGGCAUAUGGCUACGAUUCGGCCUUCAUCGGUACCACUAUCACGCAGUCCUCCUUCAAGCGCGACUUUGGCCUGAGCAAGAUGAGCAAGGCGCAGCAGAAUGAGGUUUCAAGCAACCUCACCAGUAUCUACUCUGCUGGAGGAUUCUUCGGUGCUUUCUUCAUGUUCUUUUCGCUGGAACUGCUCGGCCGCAAGAAGACCAUCAUCAUCUCGGACAUCAUUUUCAUCAUUGGAGCUGUCCUGUGUACGGUCCCGACUCAUCAGCUCGGGCUAGUCUACGCCGGUCGUCUCUUCACCGGACUCGGUGUUGGUGGUAUUGCUGCUGUCUGUCCCAUAUACGUCAGCGAACUUGCGCCUCCCGCCAUACGUGGUCGACUCACUGGUUUCUUUGAAUCCUUCUACCAGGUUGGCGCUGUGAUUGGCUUCUGGAUUAAUUAUGGUGUCGUCCACAACAUCCCCAAGACCUCUUCAACGGCAUGGCGUAUCCCGAUGGGUGUGCAAUUAAUCCCAGCAGCGUUGCUAGCGAUCGGGAUCCCGUUCUUGCGCGAGUCGCCUGUCUGGUUGUUGAAGAAAGAUCGCACCGAAGAGGCAUACAAAGUUUACAGCUACUAUCGCAACCUACCGGUCGACCAUCAAUACAUCCACGAGGAUGUCAUGUUUGUCAGAGGACAGAUCGAGCAUGAACGAUCUGUCUCGACUGGGGCCCGACCGACCUUUGGCGCCUUCAUCAAGGGUGCAGCAAAGGAGGCUACGCUCAAGGGCAUGCGUAACCGCUUCGCUUUGGUCUUUAUAAUGUUCAUGUGGCAAGCGUGGUCAGGCGCAGCGGCGAUUAACUAUUUGUCCGAAGACUCUCCCACGAUCUUCAACUCCAUUGGUUUGACCGAUGUCACUCUGUGGACAGGUGUCUACGGCCUCAUCAAAGCAGGUGGCUCGAUCAUCUUCUACACAUUCUUUGUGGACAGCUUUGGUCGAAAGUGGCCAUGGAUCGUGUCGUCCCUCGGUUGCGCAGUAUGCCAGUACUACCUUGCUGGGUAUAUAGCUGUCGCUCGACCUAGCGCCACCUCAUCUCCAUCGGCGAGCACGAUCGCUGGAGGAAGAGCGGCAACUGCAGCCAUCAUGGUCUUUGGCGCGACCUGGUCCUGUGGAGCUAAUGGACUUCCCUGGAUUAUUUCUGCCGAAAUAUUCCCAAGCAGCUUAAGAUCGAUAUCAGGUCCCUUCGCUGGAAUGAGCGUGUGGCUAUGGACCUUUGUAGUCACCAAGAGCUUGCCGGAGAUGUACACCAGUAUGGGCUACGGAGUCUAUGUCUUCUUUGCUACUAUGCUCGUCUGUGCCAGCAUCUAUGCCUUUUUCUUCAUCCAUGAGACCAAGGGACUCAGGAUAGAUCAGAUGGACGAGCUUUUCGGAUUCGUUAGGCCCGGUAACAACUACGCUGCGAAGGCUAUGGAGGAUGGCGAAUUCAAUGACGAUGGUUCUGAACGCAAAGCGCCUCCGGAAGCAAGAGUCGAGGCUGUCUAG